AUGGCGGUGGCGACGCUGGAGAAGUACUCCAUGGACCUCAGUGGUGAUCCCAUGCAGCGGCAGCUUGAUGCGGUGCAAAAGAGGAUUGACAAGCUGCUGGCAUCUACUGGGCAACGGGGACCACCUGAUGCAGCUCCGUCACCUGACAAAGAUAAGGAUCCCGAUAAAGACACAGAGAGCAAAGAGGCCGAUCAACUUCGUGAGCAGAUCAAGCAGUUGGAGAUCUCUGUGGCCAACUGCAAAAAGCUGCCUGGUGAAGCUGGUAAAGAUGCCGUGGAAUUUUUGGACAAUCGCCCCAGUAAAUACUCCAUCGUGGCCUUCAUGGGCUCGCAGGCCUUCAAGGACUUUGCGCGUGUCCUCACGGAGAGCAACAACCACAAGAAGAAGAGAGCUUCAUCGGUUGCCAAGUCUCCCUCCGAGAUGGGCGCUACGGGUUCUGGCGCUGGGUUUCCUACUGGCGCUGAGGCUACAGGCAACAAUGAGCCCGAUGACAUCGAGCUCGACGUCGAGAUGGCAGACGAGAUCCUCGCCUCCAGCAACCUGGACCGCGAGGCCUUCUGUGCUAAGUUUAGGCCUGUGCUCCGCAAGAUUGGCAAGCAGAAGCGGACUCGGCACCGCUCGGACGUGCGCAUUCUUUUUCCUUCGGCGCGGGCCAUCGAGGAGCAUCUGGAAAUCCCAGACCAGAACAUGGAGCCCAGGAGUGUUGCCAAGUCGUUGAUCUGGCUCAUCUAUUCGCUCCACUCCGGCAGCCCCUUCGCGGCCAGGUGCGCUCUGAUGCUCGCUCCGCCUGGCCGGGCCCCGCGCGCCGCCGCCGCCGCCAUCUGCCCCAACUUUGGGAGGUCGCUCGCCAAGUUGCGGAUCGCCUUCUUGGCUCUGAUGCGCAGGACCUUGGCCCAGGGACCGAUGGUCGCGCGGGCGGCCUCCUUGGCGCAGACGAAUCCCGACUUCGCGGGCUGCGCGAUGAGCCUGCGGACGCGGGUGGCCAAGUGCUUGCACGCAUGCGCGCGGCCGAGCACGCUGCCAGGGGGCUUCUGCAUGCAGGCUACGUACUUGUCUUGGCCGUUUGCGCCCUGCACCUUCUGCUGCCUUCUCACUCUGUCGCAGUCGGAUGGCCCGCUGCCUGCUGCGACCAACUCGACCCCGCUGGCCUGCGGCAGCUGCGGGCGCGAGUGCCGCGCGGCUCUCGCGCCAGACCAGCCCCAGAGGGCAACGCCGAGGGGGCUGCGGCGGCGGGGCGCGUCGGGGCCGGGCGCAACAGACGUCGACGCCGAGCCCGUAGACGCCGAUCCCAACCCCGAGCCACCGAUUUGCGUUGCGCAUGCCGAAUCGGAGCUCGAGCUGCCGUUCUGCGCCGCGCAUGUACCCAACCCAGAGGAAUGCACCGUGACGAGCCUCGGGGUGACCUCCGCCAGCGCCGGCACCACCGUGUUCGGCGGCUCCCGCGGGCACCUGCGCGUGGAGCGGAGGCGCCUCCUGGAGCCGCCUGUGGAGGCCUCGGAGGGCAAGGUGCUGCCCUGGCGGGGCGGCGACCGCUACUCGCUGGUGUACUUCGCGCCCUGCAACUACCGGAACGCCACCCCGGAGGACACGGAGGCCCUGCGGGCGGCCGGCUUCCGGCUGCCCGCCGGCGGGGGCCGGGCCGGGCGGGCGGCCGCGGAGCCGCUGGGCGCGCAGCUGGGCCAGGUGGAGGAGGACAUGCGGAAGAGGGGCGUCGACGUCGAGGCCUGCUGCGACGGGGCCUUCCCCCCCGAGAGGGCGCCCGCGGCGGCGUGA
This is a messenger RNA of Prorocentrum cordatum, 1773 nucleotides long. The record is from the annotation of a GenBank genome assembly. Lineage: Eukaryota; Dinophyceae; Prorocentrales; Prorocentraceae.